ACUAAAGGUGCUGUUUUAUUAGCUUUGAGGAGUUUGAUUCUUCAGAUUCAAUCCAUGUUAGUCUCAUCCCUUAUCAACUUAAUCCAUAUGUUUCCAUAUGCACAAGUGAUCCAAUAUUCUAAAGAUUUUGACUUCAUAACUUGAUAUAACUGGGAUUGCACUCAAAAAUCUCUGAAGUGCGGUUUAUGUUCUUUGGUCUGUCGACUCGUCGAUCAUAAUGUUGAGAAAAUCAGAUACUUAAAGAGGAUAGUACCUACCCUCUUUCAUAUUCAUCUGUUAGCACCUUUAAUGAAACUUUGAUUUAAGCCCAUCUACGGAUAGCGAUUCCAAACUUCGGAGCAGAAGCAAAGUGAACAUCAAACAUGAUGUUAUUUCUAGUGAUAUUGUCAUCAUUGGUAACCAUGGUUACAGUGACAUCACAAGAUCAGUCUUGUAUAUCAUCUACACGAGGUCUCGUUCUCGCUCAUCACGUCUACAUGUCCUUCAAGACUAGCGACCCUCUAAAGUGUUAUCACGAGUGUACGUCAGACAUCAAAUGCCAAAGCAUCAACUACUACCGAAACACUCAAAUAUGUGAAAUGAAUAACAGAACCGCUGGGCUGAAACCGCAGUAUAUACGUGUUGACCAGUCAGCGGUAUACCUGGACAACCCCUACAAAACUCCUAUUGGUUCUUCAAGUGCCGUCCCUGCUGAAUCGUGCGAUGAGAUCAGAGAUAUCUACGGUUCUGUUAACAACAGCCUCACCUACUGGAUAGCUGAACAUGGAAAGCCUAUGGAGAUGCUUUGCUCCAUGUCAGGCCUGCUAGACCCAGAUCUCGCCUGUACAUUUUAUACAAACAUCACAAAUGCAACCAGAAAUGUUAAAUAUGGAAAUCCUCCAAAAACUGACAAAUGCGACAAAACUAUAGCCUUGGGCUGGUAUCGUUUGUGUGGGGAAGCCGGCGUUCGUAUGCCCUUCAAGUGCCCUCCAAAACAGCAGUGCAACACAGACGCACCUGGCUGGUUAAGUGACCCGCACCCGACCAUUGAAGAAGGGACGAUCUCAAGAAAGGUGUGUUUUCAUUGGCACAAUAACUGUUGUCACUGGUCCAGAUACAUUAAUGUGCGCAACUGUGGCGGGUUUUACAUUUAUCAGUUUCGUCCGACUCCAAGCUGUUAUCUACGCUAUUGCGGUGAAGACUAAACGAGAGUAACUGUAAUUAACUUCUAAAUAGUUUAGGCUCGUAGCCUUACGAGGUAAUUUUAGGGACAAAAGAAAAAAAAUAUUUUUGAGAUUUAUCACUCAAUUCAAAAUGGUCAUAGAAUGUUAGCUAUUGAUUCUUACUUCCUUCCACCCUUCCCCACCCACCCCACCAUAUAUUAUUAAUAUA
Molecule: messenger RNA, 1371 nt
Organism: Actinia tenebrosa (Australian red waratah sea anemone)
Lineage: Eukaryota; Metazoa; Cnidaria; Anthozoa; Actiniaria; Actiniidae
Product: pancreatic secretory granule membrane major glycoprotein GP2
Source: RefSeq, a predicted model, not a curated record